CGUGACGUCACGCCCCGCCCGCAGCCAUGCGUACUGAGCUUGUUAUCGGGUCGCUUGUUAUGACUGGAGAAGGCCUCGGACUCAAUUAAAACUUAUCCCCGGGACAGCCGCAUGCUCAUGGAGGGCAUGGACAUAGACCUGGAUCCGGAGCUCAUGCAAAAAUUCAGCUGCAUGGGCACCACGGAUAAAGAUGUCCUCAUCUCGGAGUUCCAGAGGCUGCUGGGCUUUCAGCUCAACCCGGCUGGCUGCGCCUUCUUCCUGGACAUGACCAACUGGAACCUACAAGCAGCUAUUGGUGCGUAUUAUGACUUUGAGAGUCCAAAUAUCAACACGCCGUCAAUGUCUUUUGUGGAAGAUGUGACGAUUGGAGAGGGGGAGUCUGUUCCUCCUGACACACAGUUCACAAAGACAUGGAGGAUACAGAACACAGGUACAGAGUCGUGGCCCCCAGGUGUGUGUCUGAAGUAUGUUGGCGGGGAUCAGUUUGGUCAUGUGAACAUGGUGAUGGUGCGUUCUCUGGACCCGCAGGAGAUCUCAGACGUGAGCGUGCAGAUGCGCAGUCCAGCCGUUCCUGGCAUGUACCAGGGCCAGUGGAGAAUGUGCACUGCCACUGGACUCUUCUACGGAGAUGUGAUCUGGGUGAUAUUGAGUGUGGAAGAGGGAGGCCUGCUGGGCGUCACACAGCAGUUAUCCUCCUUCGAGACAGAGUUCAACACGCAGCCACACCGCAGUCUAGAGGGAGACUUCAACCCUUUCGCCUCACCACAGAAGAACAAGCAGGACACCAAUGAGGAUAAUCUAAAAGACCCCGGGGGCCACUGGGAGGCCCCUCUGGACUCCAUUCAGCAAGAUCAAAAUGGACUCAAUCACAGCUCUGUAAAUAUUACACCAAAUGGUCUCCAAAACAACUUAUCAGUAGUGACUUACAGCCAGGGCAUUAAUGGACCCUUCCCGUUCGGACAGUCUUAAGAUACAGAAACCACCCGGUAGCUCAUCUGAGCUGCUGCUUUUGCCCUUUUCUAGGGUUCAGUGAGAGGAGGAACAGAUUUACUCUAAAGACUUGGUGACCCUCCCUCUCCCCCGACGCAUCACAACAUCACAUAAAUGUGUGGACAAAUCUGUUUGGCUCCAAAUCAAUAUUGAACCAACAACUGAGUUUCGCAUGUGUGAAUGCUAGAUUUAGAUGAGUGCUAGAAAUUCUAAAGAGAUAUAAUGAAAAAUACACCGUUUUUUGAUCCGUAUUGUCACAUUACAGCAGUAAAUUCAGAUGCGUGAGUGAAAGAGAGGCAGGACGAGUGAAUGAGUGAAUGUUACGAGAACACGUCUGAGUCACGUUUCACACCAAAAUCAAUAGGAAAGCAUACAAAUUUUAUAUUUGCAUAAAGAAAAUAAAACAUGUUUUUAGGACUUUUAAGAUAUAUUUGGCCUCAUGACAAUUAGGCACAUUUCCACCCAAAUUUUUCAUUACUGUAAUAAGUGGGCAUUUUUUUUUUUUUUUUUUUUUUAUUACAGUUGUUCUCACAUUUAACUACAUUUUUUUUGUAUUAAUUUUUAAAUAUUGCACUAAUCCUAAUUUAAAUGCACCUAAAUAACAUAUGAAAGAUAAUACUUUACAAUUUAAAUAUAUACUUUUGCAUUACAAUUAAAAUAAUGUCACAGCAAAGGAAAUGUUUAAUUUUCUUUAAGCAGAGUGUAAUUUUUCAUUUCUUCCUUUUGAUUUUGCGCUGAAAUGUGACUGGGUUUUGUUCUUGACAGGAGAGUCACCUCAAUAUGUGUGUGACUGAGUGUUUCAGCCAUGCACAAAAGCCAUCAACAAAGAAUUAAUGCCUGUCAAGUAGUUUUAUAAUUUUUCAUCAAUGUACUUUUUCUUUACAAACUGAGCAGUUUUGAGAAAAAAGGUCAAUGUGCCUACUUGGAGGCUAAAUCGUGUAAUUGGUUUCAUAAGGUCCUUUGCCAGCCACUUGUAAUUGUUUAUUACAAAAUUUUUCUCUGGAUUCAGUAGGAAAAAAAAAGCCCAGCAACCUGUACAGCGUACAUGAGCACAUUAUGUCUCAUUAUAUUGAAGUAUACAUCUCUACUGCCACCACAGGUCAAGUCAUAGCUGUCGUCAGAGAUCUUGUUGCUGUUAUCAUAUUUGUUUACAUUGAUGUUGUUCUGGAGUUCCAGAUUGCUGAUGUUGGUUUCCACUCGUAAUGACUCAGUCCAUCAGAAAUGAUAGCAAGCAGAUGUGGCUUUGGUUCCCUUGUUUACUGACCUAAGAGUUCACAAGCACAUCAUUGAUUUUCCCAAACAUACAUUUCUGUCGUUCACUUAGACCUACGAUGGUAUUAAGCUGUUUUAAAUGAGCUGAGGGUGUUUUAAUGAGGGAAAAGUGAGAAUGAGUUCAUUUUAAAGGAAUAUUUUGGGUUAAAUGCAAGUGGAUGUCAUCUGUGACAGAAAAUAAUUUGGAUUUGCACCUUUCUACAGCGUUGACGUGCCUACAAUCAAAGCCUGUGGCAAGUGCACUUCUUCUAUUGUAAGGGAGUUUCCCUACACACCUUUUUUUUAGUAUCUUAUUAAGGUGUUAUUUUCUGUGGUAGCAUUUGCAUUUAACCAAAAAUAUUCUUUUUAAUUUGUAUUCUUGAGUUGUUGCUAAAUGUUGAAAAGGCAAAUUUUGAGCUGUAACGCUCUAAAUAAUAUUUUAAUGCAUAGAGGAGUUUUGUGGAGUUUAUUUGGUUUAAAUCGUGCCUCUGUGUUUGGUAUGACGGAAAGCUUCUUGGAUGUUUAUAUCUUGCUACAUAUAUCUGAAAGGCUGUUUUACUCACCAUUUUCUGUUUUGCUGCAAUGGUUAGGCAAUUUACAAGACAUAAAACAAAAUGUUGACAAGUCUCCUAUAAUGUUUUUCUUUAUUGGUCAGUUUACUGAGAUAAAUGUUAGGUCAUGAAGAUGAAAGCGUUUAAACAAAUUAGCUGCUGUCCUCAAGCAGUAUGCAAAUCAGCAAGCCCAAAUAGACCUUUAUGUCAAGGCAAUAGAGAUUAGUGUCAGCAUGUCCUGUUAAAUUUAACACGUCAGGCAAUUCAUGCCCGUUUCCCCCCGGUUCUAUGCACCUGGAAGAUUUCGCCAUUAACGAUACCGACAUUGCGUCCAGUUUUUUAGAAUUGCUGUGGCUUCAGUUUUACAUUGCAAAUGAUCUAUGCAGUGUUUUAAGGGACAGUACCUUCCAUAUUCCUGAAAGUUGCACUCACAGUUGAAGCAUAAAAGAAGUUCAUGUUCUGAAACUGGUCGCCGUUUUACGUUGCCGUUAGGACAGAAGCAAACUAACGUUUUGCAUAGUGCUCGGCCCACAAACAGCUCAUUGGAGGAUGCCAUCGCUUCAUCAGUCAAGUCUUCCUUUGAGCUGUUCUUAGUGAAUGUCCUCAUCCCAAGCGCUACACACUUCACAGCCUCCUUCCGAUGAUUUAUAAUUACACUCUGGAUUUUUUUUUUUUUUUUUUGUGUUGCUUAUGCAUGUGAGAAGUGUGAUUGAUUCAUUGCUGCAUUAUUGUCUUUUUUUCUGAUUUCUUUCUUUUUUCUGUUAGAUCUGUUGGGUUUUCUGCACCGUGGCAUGGUGUAUGAUUGAGCGGAGAGUUUGCAUAGAGUCCUAUGAUAGCACAGUGAAAAAGAGAAAAUAUGAAAAGCCUUUUCCUGUAUGUAUAAUUGAACAUUUGUAUGAUUAAAUUAACACUGAAACAAA
Molecule: messenger RNA, 3712 nt
Organism: Labeo rohita (rohu)
Lineage: Eukaryota; Metazoa; Chordata; Actinopteri; Cypriniformes; Cyprinidae
Gene: ilrun
Product: inflammation and lipid regulator with UBA-like and NBR1-like domains
Exons: 5
Coding region: 112-969 (285 amino acids)
Biological process (GO): macroautophagy
Cellular component (GO): phagophore assembly site
Molecular function (GO): ubiquitin binding
Source: RefSeq, a predicted model, not a curated record